Molecule: messenger RNA, 2254 nt
Organism: Anopheles funestus (African malaria mosquito)
Lineage: Eukaryota; Metazoa; Arthropoda; Insecta; Diptera; Culicidae
Exons: 2
Coding region: 1141-1722 (193 amino acids)
Source: RefSeq, a predicted model, not a curated record
UAAAUCUAGUUAAACAAUAUUAGGUUUAAUGUGCAUUAUUUAAAAAAUGUAUUGUAAAAGAAAUAUCUAUUAGUCGAUUUUCUAACAUAUUCCAAAAAUAGAAACAAAUAGAAAUAAUUUCCUUCGGGGUUUUGCUUUACUACCCGUUGGUCACAUCAACUGACCACUGUUUUACAUACAUUGGCCUGCAAUCUUAAAAAAAAUUAAUGAGAAAUAUUCAGUCAAAAGUAAUAAUAAAAACAAUAAAAACAAUAAAAACAAUAAAAACAAUAAAUAUUAUUUUUUAACAUUGCAAUUCAAUUGGACUUUUCCCAUCUUAAAAAUCCCAUUGCAUCACACCAUUAUGCAAGAUCAUCACCUCCCACCCUCUUUUGACCCCUGGCCAGUCGUUUUGAAAUCCAUACAUAAGCACCAACCCGAUCAGUUCUUUUGUGAUUUGUUCCCUAAGACCCCCAACUUAGAAGUGAUACCCUAACUAUCAUUCUACUAAGGGCGUCGGAAAAGCAUGACCCACCACCAGGAACAUAGUCUAGUCCGUAGUAGUAAACAAAAACCCAGAAGAAAAUUAUCAAAUUAAAGUUAAUUUUGUUUAAAGCCGUUAAAAAAUUGUGGGACGAAAUCAAAAAUAUAUGGGACGCGUUCAAAAGAUUGUGGGACGAAUUAAAAAAUAUCUGGAACGCGUUCAAAAAACCUUGGGAACGUGUCAAAAAUUGAGAGAUACCUUGUAAUGAGAAACAAACAAAUUUUUAAAUGUCGAAAAUUAUGUUAGAGAAAGUGAAAUUAUCCCAUAAAGUUUGUUGGUGAGACAAAGCAGGUGUUCUGCAUAUAGGGUGAAAUUGAUAAGGAGAAAGCUACUAUGAACUACUUCCAUAUGGCAGAAGAGAUUUUUGUAACCUUCUGACCGAUGAACAAAGGUAAAAACAAACCAUCACACCACUAAUUAUUCGUUGUUGGAUAAAAUUUUGUAACAUGUACGAGUACAUUUACAUCACUUCAAUGUAAUCUGGGUUGGGUACAUGUCGCACCAGCGCACUGGACCGUAAUGAGUAUUUUUAAUGAGAUACCGAUGCUAUCCAGCUUCCGGGUUUGCUCGAGUGUCUGUCAUACAGCGCGCGCUACAUUUUCUAGCGACCAGUAGCAAUGGAACUACUGAUGGAGUACUCACGGAUAUUGGUGCUGUUGCUGUUACCUCCGACGUAUUCGAUUGUCACACCGUACCACCCUGUUCCGGAGUGUGCUGCAGAUGCGCCAUUUAUCGUACCCAACUUUAAGGCAAAUUGGUUCAAGGCGGUAGAGUAUUGCCACUAUUUGGGACGGUCGCUGGUAACGGUAGACACGGAACAGAAGCAGCUAGCCAUCGACCGACUGUUGGACGAUGCGGGCCACUAUCCGCGCGAUCAGUCCUACUGGUGCGGUGCGAACGAUCUGGCGGACGGGGACAACUUCCACUGGCAUCUGACGGGCCGGCCCAUCGCCAUCGGGUGGACCAAUUGGCGCGACGAGCUACACCGCCGCGAGCAGGCGGCCGAGAUGGAUGCGUUCAAGGUCCGGUGCGUUUCGAUGUCACGCACUGCCGACGAUGUUGAGGAGUUGCAGCAACAGCAGGAGCUACCGUCACCACCACCAUCACCAUCCUUCUCGUGGAUCUGGACGGUGUCCAACUGCUGGAAGGAGCUGUACUUUAUCUGCGAACGUGCCGGCGGUAUAUCGGGCUGCCGAUGAACCGAGUGUCCCCGAAGUCCCCGGGGUCUGCCGAGAUUGGCCUACUUUGGACACCGUUUUAUCCUACGCACGCACACACUCCUACAUCGCACCUUCCAUAAUCUUAAUGAAUUCAUCUAAUUAAUACACACACGUUUUUGGGUAUAUUUAUACGAAUCCCUCCGGCGUCACUCAGCGUGCGGGUGACCGCCACCACGUUUCUGCUGGUACUUUUGCGUUUUCGGUACCAUCGUUCUGCUUAUUGUCGCAACGCACGCAAUCGACUAGUUUGCCAUUUCUGUCCAAUUUUUUUUUUGUCUUUCUCUCCACUGCCACACACACACACACAACAUCUCCAUUCCAGUGCCAGUGCGGGUGUAGGCGAGAGAAUGUUGCGUGCCGAAACUGCUCUGGUUCUGGUGGUUGGUUUUUUUGGUGACGGCAUUUCGGAGGGACUAGGUACAAAACAUAUAACGCACCGUUCCCAUAUAUCGUUAUAUACUUAUAUACAACAAGAAGAAGAAAAAAUAUACCAAGAAUGCUAAAACUUGCA